AUGAACCUUCUGGAUCGGUUCCCCACCACCAGCAGUCCUCCCAUGGCAAACACUGGGCGCGGAUUGCGAUGCGGGGGCGCUCCUCGCAACCUGGAGGCCUCAACCACAGCCGCCCCAGCCAAGGACAUUGACUGGGCCCAGACUGCCAAGGACCUCGACUCCAAGUCCCCGCUAGAGAUCAUGGAUCACGCCCUGGCUACGUUUGGUGACACCAUCGGGAUUGCCUGGUCUGGGGCUGAGGACGUGGCCCUGGUGGAGUAUGCUCACCUGACGGGGCGCCCUUACCGCGUGUUCAGCCUGGACACCGGCCGCCUCAACCCUGAGACCUACCGUGUCUUUGCUGCCGUGGAAAAACACUACGGCAUCAAGAUUGAGUACACCUUCCCAGAUGCCCAGGAGACGAUGGACCUGGUUCGCGACAAGGGCCUCUUCUCCUUCUACGAGGACGGGCACGGCGAGUGCUGUCGCGUGCGCAAGGUGCGCCCCCUGCGCCGCCAGCUGGCGGGCCUGGGCGCCUGGGUGACGGGCCAGCGCAAGGACCAGUCUCCGGGGACGCGCCAGGCGGUGCCCGUGGUGCAGGUGGAUCCGGUGUUCGAGGGUGCAUCGGGCGGGCCCGGCUCCCUGAUCAAGUACAACCCGCUGUCCAACAUGACCAGCACGGAGGUGUGGAACUUCCUGCGCGUCAUGGGCGUGCCCACCAACGCCCUCCACGCCGCGGGCUACGUGUCCAUCGGCUGCGAGCCCUGCACGCGCCCCGUGCUGCCAGGCCAGCACGAGCGCGAGGGGCGGUGGUGGUGGGAGGACGCCGCCGCCAAGGAGUGCGGCCUGCACUCCGGCAACGUCGUGCGCAGCGCGGAGGAGCAGGCCGCGCGAGAGGCGGCGGCCGCCGACCUCUGGCAGAGCGGGGACGUGGCGGCGCUGAGCAAGGAGCAGCUGAGCGCCGCGCUGGAGGACGUCGCGGGGCGAGGCGAGCCCACCCUGGUGGUACUCUACGCGCCUUGGUGCCCCUUCUGCCAGGCCAUGGAGCCGGCGUAUGCUGAACUGGCGCGCCAGCUGGCGGGGUCGGGCGUGAAGGUGGCCAAGUUCCAGGCAGACGUCGAGCGCGAGUUUGCCGCAACCAAGUUUGGCCUGGAGACCUUCCCCACCAUCGUCCUGCUGCCGCAGAAGACCCCUGGCUUCAUCAAGUACCCCUCCGAGAGGCGCGACGUCGACUCCCUGAAGAUGUGGGUCAAGGCACUGACUGGCGGGCAGUGA
Molecule: messenger RNA, 1254 nt
Organism: Auxenochlorella protothecoides
Lineage: Eukaryota; Viridiplantae; Chlorophyta; Trebouxiophyceae; Chlorellales; Chlorellaceae
Product: 5'-adenylylsulfate reductase 2, chloroplastic
Exons: 7
Coding region: 1-1254 (417 amino acids)
Molecular function (GO): phosphoadenylyl-sulfate reductase (thioredoxin) activity
Source: RefSeq, a predicted model, not a curated record